Molecule: messenger RNA, 3808 nt
Organism: Spodoptera littoralis (African cotton leafworm)
Lineage: Eukaryota; Metazoa; Arthropoda; Insecta; Lepidoptera; Noctuidae
Source: the annotation of a GenBank genome assembly
AUGGCCAUUAUAGACUUACUUACACAAUCAACAGAAACCAGGCAGGCAUUAGUAGCGUUCUUUGUUAAACCCAGGCUUACCUGGACUCUGGACCCUCUCCAGCCUGUCUGCCAGUUAAUUAAGGUCAGCUAUUCGGUCAUAGAAAUGGCUGCGACGACUCCUAGGCGGUCGACGCGGAUUCCGCAUACUCAUACACCGAAAAUGUCUGAGCGUAAGAAGGGGUUAUUUCAACGGGAGGAGUUGCCUUCGCGGGAGUCACUGACAACGCAUAGGAAGCUGCCGGUGGUGGAUAGCGAGAGUGAUAGUGAAGAUUGUGACUUGGGAAUCAUCAGUACGUUGGAUUCCAGCUCUGAUGAGAAUGAACAGAAUGUUCCCAAGACUCCUGAGAGAAGCUUGUGGCAUGAAACAAGAAGUCAAACUCGUAAGCUUCUGAAGGAAAGCAAUGAUUUGAAGAAUUUUAUCAAGUCUCCAUUCACUUUGAAGAAGUAUCAGACAAGGUAUUGUCCCGAGUCAAAAUGUUCUGGUUCAGUAUCCACUCCGGCUACUCCACACCUGAACAACCACCCUGGUACUCCAUCUUCUACACACUCAUGUGCCAGUGUCCACACAACAUCUUCUACCUCAAGCCGGGCUCGCAAAAGCCUGGCCAGUCUCAUCGCAGACACAGAAAGUUGCAGCAGCUCUCUAAAAGACCUAAACUUUGACACUGAUUCAGGCACAGAUUCUAAGGAAAAUACACCUACAAAAUCUUUAAGGAGAUCCAAUAGAAGGAAUAAGCUGACUCCAAAAUUCCACAGCUUCAAAGGCAUACUUCUAGAACAGAAGAAAAAUGUCUCCCCAAUGAAAAACGCAGUGGUUUGCUUGACAAAAAUGGACAUGAAUAGUAUCAUAUCCCCUACACAGAUGCAGAAAACUCCUCAAACGACAGACGCGGGUGCUUCGCCCCCCAAGUUGGGACACAACCGCCGUUCCGUCAUUGAGAUUGGUGAAAGUCCUGAAUCGGCUUGUGACAGCGAAAAGAGCAAUAAGAGACUACGGAACGAUAGUCUUUCGGAACACGGUCCAAAUUCUAAGUACCCUAGACUGGAAAAUGCUCCUAAGGCACGCCUGUCGUUGUUCAACAGCGACAGGCUGAAAGAAAUCUUAUCUGCUAAGUCGUUCUACGGGAAGAGCAACCCGGACCUGAAUACCAACCUAACAGCCAAGAUUUCGCAUGCGAUUGAAGCUACGACCAGCAACAGGCGUUUAAGACAUUCGCACUCUCAUAGGCGUAAGAGGAAGCCGGGACAGAUUAAUUCAGGAGUGAGACAUAGGAUCAGGAAGCCGAAGUAUAACAAGAGUAAGGUGAUGAAGUACCAGAAUGCUUCGUUGAAUAGUUCCAUGUUGAAUGACACCGUCAUUUCGAAUCCUAAUGUGACGGACGCGUCAAUGGUCAGCCAGAACUCGUCGCAGGAACUCUGUAAUGACAAAGCAGAUCCAUUUGACAAAGAAAAACAAACAAUCGAAGCCCUAUUAAGUCAAUGGACAGAGGAAGACAUUCCGGAAUCCGAACUAUCAUAUUCAAAGCCCAUGCAAGAGCUACCAUGUUUCAACAGCACAGUUAUAGAAGAAACCAAACAAAUAUUCCAACCAAUCACAGCUGUGCCAGUUAACAUGGCAACACUACCACAAGAUAGCGAAGCUGUUAUUGUGGAAUUGGGUUGCCAGAAAGCAAUAACACCGCAGAACAGUUGUCUACCGUCGACGGUAGAGCCGUUACCACAAGUGGCAUUACCACCAACGGUAGCACCUUUGACUACGUUGUCACGAGUGGCGGUGCCAUCGAUAGAUCUGACUUUGCCACCUUCGGCUACGAAUGACGUGGUUAUGACAGAAGUGGACGGUCAUGCGCAGAGCCAUGGCGAGCUGCCUAAGAGUGGACAAUUUUUGCCUGUUGAAGGCGGAUAUAUCCUGGUUGAAGAGAAUGCUGUGCAAGCGCAAGAAGUACUACCGGACUUAGACGAGAUCGAGCGCGAACUGAAGAUGCUGGACGAACAGAUACUUAAGAUGGCGGAGUCUAAUAAUAUCAACCCUGAAGCCGUGCUAGCAUCCACUGAGACCAUACCAGCAGUUGGCAAAGAUGUUCCGACGACAUCUACAGAAACAAGUGACAAGUCUGACAAACCUAAAUUGUUCCCCAUCUUUGACAAGCCCAACCCUGGCAUUGUUGUUACUGGCAACUCGAAAGGUGGAGACAAGAGUAAACGCUUGAUUAAGACUGGAGAUGACCAGUAUGUGAUAGACGCUGGACAGAAGAGGUUUGGAGCCACGCAGUGCGCUGAAUGUGGAACUAUCUAUCAGAUCGGUGACCCUCAAGAUGAACAUGAUCACUUGGUGCAUCACAAUGCCACAGACGUGUUGAAGUUCAAUGGUUUCAAAGACGAAUGUAUAGUGGACAGGCCGAGUCCCACAGAGCGGUGCAUCCGCAUCCGAGGAGGAGAGAAUGGGUGGAAGAAAGUAGAACAAUUACUAAACAGAGUCGUACAUCCUCACCUGGGGUAUGGGAACGAACUUCCCAAGGACCAGAUACAUGCCUUUACGGCUUACUUAUACGUAGAUAAGAAACAAAUAGUGGGUUGUUUGAUCGUGGAGCCCAAGUUGCGCGCUUAUAAGCUGAUCCCCGGCGACCCUGACUGCUGCAGCGUCGAGGGCUAUUCUGUCAAAUGCGGCGUAUCCCGAAUUUGGACGCAUAUAAACCACAGGAGGCGUGAUAUUGCAGCUCGCCUAUUAUCUUGCGCUAGGGCUUCCUUCCUGUACGGUGAAGCCCUAAAAGUGAGUGACAUCGCCUUUAGCGCUCCUACGGCCGCUGGCAAAGCCUUCGCGACCAAAUACUGUGGAACGUCAAACUUCUACGUAUAUUUGGAAUAAAGACAGCCAGUAUAAGUGUGAAAAUACUUUAUAGAAAGUGUAUUUGUGUUCAAUAAGUUCGGUUUGCAAACUCCAUGACGUGUAAAUAUUAAUAUGAAGUGUUUUUUAAGUGAAAUUAAGUGUUUUUGUUGGUAUUUAGCUUGGUUGCAGUGUGUGAAUGUAGUUUAAUAGGUUUUUUAUAAUAAUUCUGAUGAUUUUUGAGGACCCCAAGGUCCUUACUCCAUUAUAGACCUUAUUACUGAUGUUUAGAGACUACUUUUGUAUGAACAAAUGUGGUGGAUUUAGAAGUGUUAAGUUUCUAUUCCACUGUGAGUAAGAUUAUAACAUUUUUCCUAUCAAAACUUAUAGUUAUUAUUAUAGAAAGCCUACACUACCACUAGCCAGCUAAAAUAAUACCAGCUAACAACAAAAUUUUCAUAAAUAUGUGUGUGAAGUGCAAAAAACAAGUCUACCUCAGAGUGUGAAAACUGGAGUGCAUUUGUGACUAUAUUUAACUUACGUGUGUUCUAAGUUAUAACUUAAUGGACAAUAAUUAAUGCAUAGAAUGCAUUAAUAUGUAAAAUUACGUGUUUUAUGAACUUUUUACUUGAAUUCUUGUGUUGAUAAUGUGGCUAUAUUAUUAUACUUUGAUUAAUAUUGUGGAUAAUUACAAUGAUGUAUGAAACAAGGGCAUUAAUAGGUUUAAAAGCUACUGUAAUGCUAAAAAUGUUCUAAAUCUAUAGAAAUGUUGCAAAACUGGUUCAUAUUUGUAUUUGAAUAAUACUGGAAUACUAUUUCAAUGGUCAGUUUUAUGAUUGCAAUACAAAUGUGGUUAAAAAGUAUAAUUUUAACUGUUGUUUGUAAAAGAUUAUUAUGGUGAAAAACAAUGAUUUUAAUAAUUAACAUUUUGCAUGCCUUACUG